CUCCUGGCUAGGCGAACACACCGCAUACUUGAUCGGCACGAGAGGGCCAUUGUAACACUCUGCCCAGGACCCGCAGAUGCUGAUGGCUGGCACAAGGACCUAGGGGAGCUGGGCGGGGACUUUCAGCUCUUGGCCGAGGAGUACGAGGAGGACGUCCCUGACACGAGACGAGGAGCGUAUGUGGCGGUGGAUACUGGGGUUUCUAUGGGGAUGGGUUCAAUGGAACCAGCUCGAUGGGUAAAGAAGACCAAGCGAGCAGAAGAUCUAGAGGAACGCCUCUUGGGGAACAGAAUAUUGGGCAAUGUGGCAGGGUGGCAAAGCACGUUGCUCUGUUAUGCAUAUCCCAGGAUCUGGCUUCGAGCUCGCCACACCAUGGCACGUCUUCGCCAGCGACGACCUCACGUCAAAUUCAACUUUCCUGGCCGCACAGUCUACAGCAGCAUGACGGCCAACAUGGGCCCACAGACAGUCACGCUUCCCCAUCUGGACAGCCUGAACUAUCCAGGCUGUCCGUGUGCGGUUACGGCGUGGGGCCACUAUAACCCUGACCUUGGGGGACACCUUUACUUCCCCACCCUCCGCAUCUACAUCAGAUUCCCCCCUGGCUGUACAGUGUUCCUUUCAUCUGCAGCUCUCAGGCAUGGUAACAUCGCGGUGCAAGAGGGGGAGAUAAGGUACUCUGUCACUCAGUACAUGUCAGGUGGACUGGUGAGGUGGGUGCAGGCGAAGGGGCGGCGUGUUAACCAGAUGUUGGGCGAGGGGGAGCGCACGAGGGUGGAUGGAGCACCGGGCGAUAAUUGGAAGCGGCAGAUGGCUCGCUUCCCCACCCCUGCGACGUUAGAGUCUCAGAGGGAGUCAGUUCGCAGGCAGGCGUUGAAGGAGAAGGCCAAGCGUGAAGAGUGGAAGGGCAGGUAG
Messenger RNA from Epithele typhae, 915 nucleotides. RefSeq lists its product as uncharacterized. NCBI's taxonomy places the organism in Eukaryota, Fungi, Basidiomycota, Agaricomycetes, Polyporales, Epitheliaceae. The transcript has 3 exons. The annotation marks the transcript as partial. The record is from RefSeq and is a predicted model, not a curated record.